UUGUGAAUCCUUGUGCCUAGCGGCAUGUCCUUUCUACUUGGCUCUCGUUCCAGCUACCGAGGGCUCCGGAAAUGCCCCAAAUGUGGCCAGCACAAUGGUAAUCGGGCGAUGAGAUGCAAAAACGGAUCCUGCGACCAGGUGUUCCGGUUCGACGAUGGCCACGGGAAACGGACUGAAGGAGGAAAACAUGGUUCCGAUACGGUAGCGACGGCUUUUGCGGUUCGCUUAAUUCAUCCGACAGCUGAUUCUCCGCUCUACAGCGUGUCCCUAAGCCCGGGGAAUCCUUUUUUCGUCGAGUCAGUGAGCGAACCAGACGGACUGGUGUCGUUCUGUUCCUGGGGGAGCUCUACGAUUCCAACAACCCUCACGGAAUCGGUGCAAAAGCUUAUACUUGAUUGUAAAAGUGUCGCGGAACCACUAACAAUUCACAGAGAUGCACUGGACACGCUGGCUGCUACAGCCGUGGACAGACAUUCGAUCUGGGACAGACAAACUCAGUGCAGUCCAGCAGCACUAGUGCAACGGCUUUCCGGAGAUUUGUUCGUCGUUGGACAUCCCUACCUAGUCGGCGACUCCGGUAGACUGUGGCAUGUGAAGGCCACGAAGAAGAAUCAAAAGUACUCUCAACUUACCUGUGAUUGUUGUGCGACCGUUCCACCAGCAACAAACAACAAACCGGCGCUCUGUUGGCAUGUGGUGGCGAUCGUAGCGGCGUUGUUAAGUGCACCGGAUAAGUACACCGACCGCCAGUGGGGGUCCCUGUUGCGUGAGUACACGAACAACCGGGUGUCCGACCAGCGGCCCACGAUCCCUGCCGAUGCCACGAAUCCGAUACUGUCGAUCGAGUUCCCUUUCAGCUCAGUCCAGUCGCCUCAGACACCCACCGAAUGCAUAGCGAUCGAUGCUGACUCCAAUGUGGAGCUGAUCGAUUUCCACGAUAGCCUAGUGGCCACAUCUUCUCUUACACCGACUUUCGAGGCGUUCCCCGAUGAUGGCUGUGAAGGGGUAGGAGGAUUGAUUAUGCCCGAUCUGCUCGACAACGGUGAAUCCAUCUAUGAGCUAGCGAUCACCGAUGAUCCCAUUCCACCGACUUCACUGGAGAAUGACUGCAGUUCCGACGUGUUUGCUACCUCUAUCGAAGAGUCCGACCUGGCGCUGAUCCAGGACUGCCAGAUUGAGCUGAUGGACCAGUUCGAUCUAACCGAUCGCAUCGAUUUCUGUCCAUCCGAUAUCGAGUGCGAUGAAAGCCUACUGCUCGCCGUUCCACCGAACGUGAUUCAAUCGCCGUCAGACGAUUCCUUCUGCUGUACCACGACAGCAGACCUGCCACUGGAAGGUGAUGGCAAGCGGGCGAAAGGAAAGAAACAACCACCGCUGGUAGAAAUUACGACCAAAAAGUCGGCCCUCCGUCAGAUGAGCCGCUUGCCUAGGGAUAAACUGACCGGCGGAAGCUACAGCUUGCGCAAGCUUAUGAAAACGCUCGAAUCGAACGGUAUACUGUUUAAUCGUAUACCCAGACCGGCUACAACGACGAUGCCAGUGGAUGUACCACCGUACGAGGCCUCGCUGUGCAAUUUGUCGUUCAUUCGCUGGCUGGAGGCAGUGAUCGAACAGCUCAACUCCGUCAUUGAGUACAGCUCCGAUGGACGACCCGGUCCGCAGACGUUUCGUAUCCAGGAAGAUUUCUUUCGCUGUCUUCGGGCCCGCUUUUCCAUAGGCCAUCAUCUACGGCAACCGGAUGUAGUAGAACCGCAGGCGCACCCACAAAAACCUGCAUCACAGUUCUUCAAGUUCACGCACCACAAUCAAGUUUUGCACGUGUUUCGUACCGAACGCAUAGCGCUGUGCUUCGAGAAACACUUUACCCGGUCUGCCUGUGGUCAGUAUACAGCGAUCGAGAUCGAGGAUCCCCCGGCUGUGGCAAUUGCCACAUUUCCUGUCACGGGCCGUCCAAUACGGCCGCAAGUGUACAGUACGUUUAUAAAACUGGGACGCUACAAGCACGAGGCCGACCAGGAGCGGAUUUAUCACCUCGGAUUAGAGUGGAUUGGUGGCGUUCUGCCACGCAGCGGUUUCGGUGAUCUGCGGAUCACCUUCGAGUUCGGUCAUCGGGCCCAUGGCCGUUACGUACCUCCGCCAACACAGUAAUUCCUCUUCUUUCCUUCAAUUCGCAUCUUUACUUCUUGU
Anopheles aquasalis is the source of this 2187-nucleotide messenger RNA. RefSeq lists its product as uncharacterized. The record is from RefSeq and is a predicted model, not a curated record. Gene Ontology annotation, cellular component: nucleus. Lineage: Eukaryota; Metazoa; Arthropoda; Insecta; Diptera; Culicidae.